GGCGGGGCCAGGCGGAACAGGGACCGACCCGAGAGACAGAGGGGACGUUCGUGCGGCCGUGCUGCCCCUGGCUCGGUCCCAGCUUGGAGGGGUUCGGUUGGGGUGCUGCGAGGAGAGCACCCGGCGAGGCUGAAGGCUAAGCAUGGGGAAGAGCUGCAAGGUGGUCGUGUGCGGCCAGGCAUCUGUGGGCAAAACUUCAAUCCUGGAACAGCUUCUGUAUGGGAACCAUGUAGUGGGCUCUGAGAUGAUUGAGACGCAGGAAGACAUCUACGUGGGCUCCAUUGAGACAGACCGGGGAGUGCGGGAGCAGGUGCGUUUCUAUGACACCCGGGGGCUUCGAGAUGGGGCUGAGCUGCCCCGGCACUGCUUUUCCUGCACGGACGGCUACGUCUUGGUCUACAGCACGGAUAGCCGAGAGUCCUUUCAACGCGUGGAGCUGCUCAAGAAGGAGAUUGACAAAUCCAAGGACAAAAAGGAGGUCACCAUCGUGGUCCUCGGCAACAAGUGUGACCUGCAGGAGCAGCGGCGCGUGGACCCAGACGUGGCUCAGCACUGGGCCAAGUCAGAGAAGGUGAAGCUGUGGGAGGUGUCAGUUGCUGACCGCCGCUCCCUCUUGGAGCCCUUCAUCUACCUGGCCAGCAAGAUGACUCAGCCCCAGAGCAAGUCUGCCUUCCCCCUCAGCCGCAAGAACAAGGGCAGUGGCUCCUUGGAUGGCUGAAGAGCUGCCAUCCCUCAAUCACCCUCCCAACCUAGUUCCAAUUUCUGGGGCUCUGGAAGAUGGGUUGAGGGGGGAAGGGAAGUAGACAAGCUUUCCUUCCCAAGGUCAGCAGGAGAGCUUCCCGCUGGGGCAGGCAGCUGGGCUCUCCGGGCUCAGGCCACCUUUGCUCCCUCCCAACUCUGGGAAGUGCAGAUAAUCUAGGUUAGUCCUCUCCCCACCCGAGCCAGCUUUUACCAUAUCUGCCCCCCAUGGCCCAGGGCAGCUGGGGUCAGCAUCACUUCCACCUCUCCCCAAUGGAAAGCAGAGCUACCAUGCAGAAGUGCCCAGUCGAGGUCUGGGUCCUCUCACAUGGUCCCACCCCCUGGACUUCCUGCCAACAGCACAGACAUGGCACCAGCCUGGACUCAAGGGGCGUCCAGGUAUCAUGUCCAUGUGCACGGAUGUGUACACGUGCACAUGUGUACAAGCUGAUGUUAGGGGGUGUCUUGUGACACCCCAACCUUUCUCUUGUCCUUGCCUUGGCUGGAAGAAGCUAGCCUCCUACAAAGUGUAAUGUUCUGUUUCAGCUCUUUCCCCCAACUGUUGCUCUUCCUCUUUCUGCUCAGGGAGCAGAUGGGCCUCUUGGUUGAGGUUGAAUGGACAAUGAGUGACUAGGCCGGGAGUCACCAACUGGCUUUUUGACCCAGCAGGGCCUUUCCCCUCUCUGGGCUUCAAUGUUCUCAUCUGUAGGUUGCAGGAGUUGCUUAGGUUAUCUCCUAGGUCCUGCCAGCUCUAUGAUUUUAUAAUGCCCUUGGCCUUGGGCCAUCUGUGACUGUACCCCUUGCUUCUUCUUCAAGGUGCUAUGCCUACCAGCCAGGGAGGCUGGGACACUACGCUCCCUCCAGCCACCAGGGGGCAGGAGUGCACCAUUCACUCGUGCGUGCCCAGUCAACCAGACUUCACACCUACCCGCUCGACCGUUGGGGCUGGUCUUCACCCCUUCCUGUGGUUAAGUUAAUGGCUGGACUUCAGUUUAUAAAGUACCUGUAUUUAUACACCUGCUGCCAUGGUGACGGCUGGACAAGGUGCUUCUCUAGCCCUUCUUACCUCAGAUGCCUGAACAGAACAGGGCAAACCAGUAGCAGCUUCUCAGGGGCUGACAUGCCUUCUGUCUGGGCUCGUAAGGGUGGUUCCACACUCAGACGUGCUACAAAGUGAGCUUAUAACCCACGACUUCCUGUGCCCACUUCAUACUUCUAACAUGCACACCUAGCAUGGGUGACACACUAGCAAGGCAGUCUCCCAUACACGCCCCUUCUCCCCAGAAGGAGAAGCGAGCAGGGGCAGGUGGCCUUGGGCUGGGUGAGCAGGGUUGGAGAUAGAGAGGCUCAGGCUUAAAGUUCAUUUAUUGAUGCACUGGACACAAUAAAACUACAACUGCUUGUUAUCAAAAAGAUUCCCUCC
Choloepus didactylus (southern two-toed sloth) is the source of this 2161-nucleotide messenger RNA. It is a transcript of the gene NKIRAS2, whose product is annotated as NFKB inhibitor interacting Ras like 2. The record is from RefSeq and is a predicted model, not a curated record. The transcript is spliced from 4 exons. NCBI's taxonomy places the organism in Eukaryota, Metazoa, Chordata, Mammalia, Pilosa, Megalonychidae. Gene Ontology annotation, molecular function: GTPase activity; GTP binding. Bases 143 to 718 code for a protein of 191 amino acids. Gene Ontology annotation, biological process: canonical NF-kappaB signal transduction.